AUGUCAUCAACAACUUCAGAUGAUUCGUAUAGAAUAUGGUUGUUUGUGUCACGUAUACAAUACUGGAUGUGCUUGAUAUUCAUCAUUAUCAGCUUAAUAGUAUUGACGAAGGCUUUUCUGUUGCUCCUUAAUCUUAGAAGAUCAAAUUAUUUUCAAUUUCUCAUCAGUAUUAUGGCUUCAUACUUCAUAACGCUAAUUAUUAUACUUGUGGAUAUCAUAUCGCAAUCUCUAUUCAUCUCCAUGAAUGGACCUGUCUUAUGCAAAAUUUUGGUUUUCCUCUCUAAUGUGGCGGCUUGUUUUGCCAAUUGGUGUUGGCUUGUUAUGUAUCUUCAACGCUGUGUGUAUCUUCUCUUUCCACUGAAACGUUGUCAGAAAGGUUACAUGAGCUUUAUCCAAAGUUCUCCGAAACUAUUAAUAACAUGUCUACUACUAGCCACAAUUACCCAGACAUGGUCGCUUGUACUUGUAACUGAACGUCAAUUUCGAACAGAUGAAGGAUAUAUCGGAACUACAUGUGAACGUGACACAGAGAAAUUAAAUCCGGAGGGUUACAAAUGGGUCGCCUUACUAGAAGCCGUUUCAACCUACGCUUGUCCAUUCAUAUGUACACUUUUUCUCGAUUUAGGAGUCCUCAUAUGGCGUAGUCGCUCAUCAACCUUCUCCGUCAUAUCAGCUGAUUCAGUAUGUAAGAAAGAACAGAGUCGGCUAUUGGAAGCUCGUGAAAGCAUGAAAAUUCAAUCAAGUCAAAGCAUUCUGUCUUGUACACAAAGACGUCAAAGAGCAAUUAGAAGAUGUCUUGUGAUGGCUACAGUUCAAGUUCUUCUCAAUGCUCCAUACUACACACUUCAAUAUUUGGAUGAAGUUUAUAGUUUACAAUCAAGUAAAGAUACUUUAGUAUUUUAUGUCUGCUCAGAUGCAUUCCUAUACUUUCUAUAUUUAUGCCAAUAUCCCUUACUAACUGUUUACGUGUCGUCAUUGAGCUCAGAUAUGAAAAGAGCAAAUACUCCAUCAGUUCCAGCAUCUCCAAACAUCCGAGUUUCGGUUAAAUACAAGAACAUCGAAGCAACUUUAUAA
Messenger RNA from Auanema sp. JU1783, 1074 nucleotides. NCBI's taxonomy places the organism in Eukaryota, Metazoa, Nematoda, Chromadorea, Rhabditida, Rhabditidae. The record is from the annotation of a GenBank genome assembly.